GAUCCCCUUAGCCCACAUUCCAUCUCCUCCCCAACUUGCAUCUCCAUUUGGAAAUUAAUACCGCGUGAAAUCCCCCCNCCACACACCACUUAAUUAGUUCUAACCAAGCAACAUAAAAUCUAAUUUCUUCUCCAAUAAUAUUUUUAUAUAUAUCCCCACAAAUAAAGUAUACACAAAAAAACACUAUUCAAUGGGGAGGAAAUCUGGGUUUUCUUUCUUGGGGCUGUUCAGGUUGAAGAUGAGAUCAAAGAGGGAACAAGAAGAAGAAGAGUGUUACAACGAGAGGAGCGUAGGCCGGGGGUCGGUGACGAAGGCGUACUAUAGAGUGUGGCCGAGCGACGAAGACCGCAUCAAUUGGGUGGCCGAUCCCCACAUCGACGCCAAGGCCACCGCCUUCCUCGAGAGCAAGCGCCGCCUCUUCCGGGGCCGCGUUGCCGCCGCCGACAACGACGAUGCUUAAUUAAUUAAUUACACUAUCAAUU
Molecule: messenger RNA, 482 nt
Organism: Cuscuta campestris
Lineage: Eukaryota; Viridiplantae; Streptophyta; Magnoliopsida; Solanales; Convolvulaceae
Source: the annotation of a GenBank genome assembly